Messenger RNA from Brachypodium distachyon (stiff brome), 5090 nucleotides. RefSeq names its product protein HUA2-LIKE 2. NCBI's taxonomy places the organism in Eukaryota, Viridiplantae, Streptophyta, Magnoliopsida, Poales, Poaceae. The record is from RefSeq and is a predicted model, not a curated record. Gene Ontology annotation, molecular function: transcription coregulator activity; double-stranded DNA binding. Bases 483 to 4694 code for a protein of 1403 amino acids. Gene Ontology annotation, cellular component: nucleus. The transcript has 12 exons. Gene Ontology annotation, biological process: regulation of transcription by RNA polymerase II.
GCACCGCCACUCCCACUUCACCCUCCCACGCUGACGCUGGGCACCGUGGCACGCUCUCCUCUCCUCUCCUCUCCUCUCCCACCUCACCGAACAACAACCCACCCACCAGCACGCACAGAGACAGCUGCAUACUCUUCUUCAAGUAAACAACAGAAAAACACACGAAAUAAUAAAACCCAGAGAGGAAAAGUAGCGACAAGCGAAUAAAUAAAUAAAUAAAAAUCAUUUCCUCCUCACCGCCGCUGCCGCGUCGCCGCCGCCGCCGCCGACGAAGCCGCAGGGAGGAGGAGGAGCGAGGGGCGGAGGACAACCACCGGAGGCGCCGCCGCCUCCCGGCACGAGCCGCGGCCUGCUGUCGAGCCACCGUCUCACGGCCCUGAAGCUAGCCGCCCUGGAGGCGGUUUCUGAGCUUUGAUCCCUGCUGGUCGGGGUUGGGGGUUGGCGGUGGCGCCGGCGGCGGCUGGCUGGUGGCCUGGAGGGCGAUGGCGCCGGCGAGGAGGAAGCGCGGCUCCUCCGCGGCUGCCGCGGCGGCCGCGGCCGCGGCGAAGUGGAAGUUGGGCGACCUCGUGCUCGCCAAGAUGAAGGGCUUCCCGGCGUGGCCGGCCAUGAUAAGUGAGCCAGAGCAGUGGGGUCUGUCUUCUGUUAAAAAUAAGCGUCUAGUCUUCUUCUAUGGAACUAAACAGAUUGCUUUCUGCAACUAUGCAGAACUGGAGGCAUUCACUGAAGAGAAAAAGAGGUCUCUACUUGCUAAGCGACAUGGUAAAGGGGUUGAUUUUGUGAGAGCAGUUGAUGAGAUUAUUGAUGUUUACAAUUCUUUGAAGGAAGAUAGUAACAAUAAGCUUGACCUGGUUGGCAAUGAAGUGAAACCAGAAAAUCUUGGUGAUAAUAAUAGCAGCAUGGAUACUGAAGGUCUUGUCAACAGCCCUAAUAUGGGUAGGGACAAUAAGUUAGAAGACCACUCAGUCAUCGCAAGGGUUCACAACUUGGUCAAUACUGAUGAGCCUUCUGUCAUGGUAAACGGGAGUGAGCGAUGUGUUGUAAACUCUGCUCCUGAGGAGCCGACUGAAAAUGUAUCAAUCCUUGAUGAAAUGAGGAACAUCCCUUUGUCUGCUAGUUCAUUUUCAAAGAACAAGCCAAGGGAUACACACCUUCAAAAUUGCUACACAAGGAGUAGGGCUCCAGCUUCGCGGAGAUCAAGAAGUUCAUUAAAUGUUGAAGCCAGAAAGUCUCAGGAUUCUGGUAAGCUUUUGGGUGAAACCAGUUUGGCUUCUGUUGAUUUGGUUCCUGACAACAAUAAGGAAGAUUCCACGCUUCAUAAAUACGCAGGGUAUGACAAAGCUAACUCAGCUUCCCCUUCUACCCUGGAUGGUGUUUGGUUGCAUUCAAGUGGAACAACCUUCAAUCAACCUGGAACUCCUGGGGCCAGUGACAGUAGUAAAAAAAUAUCUUUUACUGCUAAGUUAGAUAAUACCCGUGGCAGCGAAGCAUCGCAAAAUAGAGCUUCAAUGGCACAAUUCAAAUCCACUGGUGCAUCAGGUCUUCCCAUGAACUCGACAGUAAUUUUCAAGAGAAAAAGGAAGCCAAAUGGAAAGUGGAUUCCUCAUUCUACAGAUUGUAUCACAUCAAAUAAGGAUGACAAAUUGCCUGCUGAGUUUAGUGGAAACCUUGCAGGUUCUCCAAAUUCAAAGAAUGAUCUUAAUAAGUCUGAUGGAGAUGAACACUUGCCCUUAGUCAAAAGGGCAAGGGUUCGAAUGGGAACACCUCAGUUGGAGAAGUCAGCUGUGAGUGUUGAAGAAACUGAUGUUUCUAAUAAUAGAUCAGGGCUUGCUGCUCCUGCAGACCACUGUGAUAUGCAAGGUACUCGUGCACGACCUAGUAAUGAUUUUUCAGUUGACCAGUCAUCAGUGGUAAACACUAUUCCAGAUCAGCAAUCAAUAUUAAACAUGCCUGUCCCGUCAGGGGAAGGUCACUCUGUUUGGAAGAGUAAAGAUUACCAACCAAAGGUUUUAACACUGGAUGUGGAAGCUGCUUUGCCCCCAUCAAAACGCCUCCAUCGUGCUUUAGAAGCUAUGUCUGCUAAUGCUGCUGAAAUUAUCAGUAGUCUGCCUGGAGAGACAGGAUCAAAGCAGUCGAUUCUGAAUCGUUGCGAAUCUUCAGAAAACAGCCAUUCUAAUAAAAUGGCAGAUUCAGCAGUCAUAACCUCUGACAGAUCUUGUCUAACUGAAAGCCCUAGAUUGCCAGGCUUGCAAUCCAUGCAUAGCUCAACACGCAAAAGGAUUUUACAGAAUAAGGAUGUAGCUGCUUCCAUGAAAUUGAAUGAUCCUGCUUUUGAUGUGACACAGACCAUAUCUUUGCCUGAUCGGUUAUCUUCAUCUUUGGGGAAGUCUAGUUAUAAUGAUGUCACCAGGCCAGUCAGCUGCAAUGGUCAUACAGAACCAAUUGGCUGCCCUGCUUAUCAUGUUGACGGAAGUGAUAGCAGAUGUAGUGGACCAGUUGACCAACCUCUUGUCUCUGAUAAUAAUGUGAACAGUGAUUCAGUACCACAUGGGGAGACUGUUUUAGCACCAGCAAUCAAUUUAGGUGAUACAACAAGCACCUCUUCAUUGGCUACCAAGUCUUCCAGUAUACAGUCUGAUGCAGACACCCGAACAUCUGAAGUGCACAUCUCCUCAGCUUUGGCAUUGAAAGAGCUGAACCACAGAAACCUAAAGGAUAGGCGCACCUCUCCAGAUUCAAUGCCUAUGAAAGAACUUAUUGCUGUUGCCCAGGCUAGAAGGUUCUCUCGAUCAACUUCCUUUUCAGAUAACUUCCUGAACGCCAAGUAUUUCGCCAAAGGCUUAGUUAGCACACCUCUGAAGGAUGGACAGGGACAUCUGUCACCUCCGAAUCAGAUAAUCAGGUCGACCUCUACAGAUGACAGCGUUCACUCUAGUCAUCCGUUUGAUAGCAUGCAAAUGAAGGACAUGAAAAAAAUAGCAGGGAACAGUGAGGCCAGUGCAGCACGAAUAGCUUUUGGAGCUUUCCUUGGUACACUGACAAGAACAAAAGAAAAUAUAGCACGUGCAACACGCAUUGCUAUUGAGUGCGCUAAGCAUGGCAUUGCCAGGGAGGCAAUUGAUAUUAUCGUUGAACGCAUGGAAAAGGAAACAAAUUUACAUAAGCGGGUGGACCUUUUCUUUCUCAUCGAUUCAAUAACUCAAUGCUCUCGCAACCAGAAAGGUGGAGCUGGAGAUGCAUACCCCUCUCUUAUUCAGGUGGUUCUGCCUCGAUUACUUUAUGCCGCUGCACCUCCUGGAAAUUCAGCAUGGGAGAAUCGAAGGCAAUGUCUCAAGGUUUUGAAGCUUUGGCUUGAGAGGAAAACACUUCCAGAGUACAUCAUUCGUCGCCAUAUUAGAGAACUUGAGGUUAUCAAUGAGGCAUCUUUUGGAAGCUCUCACCGUCCUUCAAGUACAGAAAGAGCUCUAAAUGACCCUUUGCGUGACAAUGAAGGAAUGCUUGUUGAUGAGUAUGGGAGCAAUGCUGGUUUUCACAUACCAAACUUAAUUUGCACAAAAGUACUUGAAGACGAGGAAGGAAGCUCCUCUGAGGAUAUGAGUUUCGAGGCUGUCACACCUGAACAGGAUGCUCCAGUUAGUGAUGAUAAGGAAGAAUCUCAAAUACCCGGGGAGAAGCAUCGGCACAUCCUUGAAGAAGUUGAUGGUGAGCUUGAGAUGGAGGAUGUAGCUCCACCAUCUGAAGCUGAAGCUAGCACCACAUACCAACUAGAGCAAAGUGAUACAAAUUGUACAACAUCUGAGCACCAUCCUUCAGAUAGUGGUCCUCCCCUCCCUGACAACGGGCCUCCAUCAUCCCCGCCAUUGCCAUCAUCUCCUCCACCAAUUCCACCCCCUCCACCUGUACACAUUGCUCAGAGUACGCAGUUGCAGCCAACAUUACAAAUGGCAUCUGAUCCAGUUGGGCCACAUCCUCCAAGAGCUACUUAUAAUGCUCAAAGUCAGCAGCCACAAUCUAUUGUGGAGCACCCGCGAAACAUGAAUCCUUCUGUAGCUCCGUUGCAGCCUCCAUCAUUCUGUAAUUCAGGAUAUGGUGCACAUCGAAAUCAGAUUGCACCAAUCAAUCCCCCUGGAUCCCAUAGCAGUUUCCCUACACCACCAGCACCAUAUCACGCUAAUAGCUAUCAUCAACACCUGACUGAAUCAAUGCCUAAUGAGGGUUAUCAUCUGCAACGACCACCCCCUCCGCCUCCUCCAAAUCAAUUCCCUCAUAUGCCACGAGAACCCCAUCAAAGGCCACAACAAUGGAGUAAUAACUCUUCAUCCCAUCCUGAGAGCUACCGGUAUAGUGGGCAUGAUCGAGAUCAUCACAGACCCGAUAGCAUGCAUCAUGGGCAUGAUAGACGAGACCACUUCAAUGAUAGAGGAUAUCGCCACAAUGAUAGGGGACACCAUUACAAUGGCAGAAGACAUCACUUUGACGAGAGAGCUGUUAGGGUACUGGCGCACCAUGAUGCUGACAGGGGAAGAUUUCCUCCUUUUCCACCAGUACCACCUAUUCCAGACCAUUUCGAAGCAUCAUCAGCCCCAACGCAUUAUCGAGAGUCAUCAGAUCCUCCAUUAGGUCCUUGCGCUGGGUGGUCUGUGGAGCCUCCAGUUCCUCAUGUAGCAGGAGCACAAGGUAGCUGGAAACCAAGAUAACAAUUUUUCACAAUAUUUGAUUGGUUUGAUGUCUUUGUUUUUGGGCUGCUGGCUGUUGGUAAGCCUGGAACGCUUGAACAAAGUGGGUGAUGGUACCUAUCACCUUGUACAUAUGUAUGAUAGCUUCGUACCUUGUAGCAUGCACGCCGCUGUGGCUGCAGAAGCGGAAGUUGGACCGACCACGACCAUGUUGAGGAUUGUAUUGUAGAGAUAGCCUGUGUAUCUGAGGGGAGUCAUAGUUCGUUAGCCUAACUGAGUUCACUUACAUUUGUCGAAUCUUCAUUAUUUUGUCAUUCCUUCUGCUCUCCACAACAGCUACUUCAGAUGACUUUGAGAAUGGUCUAUUACAGCGUACAUAAGCCAAAUGAAUAAAUAAAUACAGAUCAUUUUGCCGUA